UCCGGUUGUUGGCGCGUCCACUUCCGGUGCCGAGGAGUCCCUGGGAGUCGGAGCGAGGGGGAAAAAAAAAAAAGCGGGCAUACUGUUUUCUUCUUUCUGCCUUUCGCCACCGUCGAAUGUUUUGAUAGCGUUCGAAUUUUUGAAGUUAAGCGACUGUGAUUUUUUUGGGGGGGGGCCGGCGGUGCCAUUGGAGGGUUUGUGUGUUGGAAAGAGGCCUCAUUCAUUCUGUUGUCGUAGCCAGUUAACAUCCGGGGCCUUUUCUUUCUGGACUUGCUAAUUCCAUGCUAAUGCUAACCCACGUUUUCUCUCCAAUGACUUUGCUCAGCACUUGUAAAUAAUAACUCCCCGCACGUCUCCUCUUUGCGUGGGCGUCGAGCGACAUUUCAAGAUAUAUUCAUAUUCGCAGCCCACGUCGAUGCUAGUAUAAGAAGCGUGCACACUUAGCAAAGCGCUUCUUUUUUUUUUUUUUUUUUGCUCACUUUGUUGCUAACUCCGAGCUAUUCGCGCGAAGCCCACAAAGAUGUCGGACUUCGACGAGUUUGAACGGCAGCUGUCCGAAAACAAACAAGCCGAACGUGAUAAGGAGAACCGGCACCACCGUCGCUCCGGCUCCCGCAGCCGCAGCAGAGACCGCAAAAGGAGAAGCAGGGACCGGGACAGGCGCAGCCGGGAUCGCCGCCCAGACAGCAAGGAUCGCAGACACAGACGAAGUGGCCCGGAAAUGAACCGAACCGUGACCUCUAAACCGAGCCCGCCACCGAGCUUUCCACCGGAAAAUCCUGCGAGCCGUUCUCCACAUCGUGAGAAAAAGAAGAAGAUUAAGAAGUACUGGGAUGUUCCACCACCUGGCUUUGAAAGCAUCAGCCCCAUGCAGUACAAAGCCAUGCAAGCUGCAGGCCAGAUCCCGGCAACAGCCCUCCUGCCGACCAUGACUCCGGAUGGCCUGGCCGUCACCCCCACCCCGGUACCUGUCGUGGGAAGCCAGAUGACCCGACAGGCUCGCAGGCUCUAUGUGGGCAACAUCCCCUUUGGCAUCACAGAGGAGUCCAUGAUGGACUUUUUCAACGCUCAGAUGCGUUUGGGUGGUCUUACUCAGGCCCCAGGCAACCCCGUGCUGGCAGUGCAGAUCAACCAGGACAAGAACUUUGCCUUCCUUGAGUUCCGCUCAGUGGAUGAGACAACACAGGCGAUGGCUUUUGAUGGAAUCAUCUUUCAAGGCCAGAGCCUGAAAAUCCGCCGUCCGCAUGAUUACCAGCCACUGCCGGGCAUGAGCGAGAACCCCAGUGUCUAUGUGCCUGGUACACAGACAAUUAAUGGCGUGGUAUCCACAGUGGUGCCUGAUUCCGCCCACAAGCUCUUCAUUGGCGGUUUGCCCAACUAUCUCAAUGACGACCAGGUGAAGGAGCUGUUGACGUCAUUCGGCCCCCUGAAGGCCUUCAACCUGGUGAAGGACAGCGCUACCGGCCUAUCUAAAGGAUACGCCUUCUGUGAAUAUGUGGACGUCAACCUCAAUGACCAGGCCAUUGCUGGGCUUAACGGCAUGCAGCUUGGCGACAAGAAGCUGCUGGUGCAGCGAGCUAGCGUGGGAUCCAAGAACGCCACUCUGACGACCAUAAACCAGACCCCGGUCACGCUGCAAGUGCCCGGCCUGAACAGCACCGUGACCCAGAUGGGCGGCCUGCCCACGGAGGUGCUGUGUCUGAUGAACAUGGUGGCGCCCGAGGAGCUGCUGGACGAUGAGGAGUACGAGGAGAUCGUGGAGGACGUCAGGGACGAGUGCAGCAAGUACGGCCAGGUCAAGAGCAUCGAGAUCCCCCGGCCUGUCGACGGCCUGGAUGUGCCCGGCACCGGAAAGAUUUUCGUGGAGUUCAUGUCGGUGUUUGACUCCCAGAAAGCCAUGCAGGGCCUGACAGGAAGGAAGUUUGCCAACAGAGUGGUGGUGACCAAGUACUGCGAUCCGGACGCUUAUCACCGCCGAGACUUCUGGUAGAGGAGACGAGUUGAGGGCCUGGGGGGGGGGGAGGAUUGAGUUUUGUUUUCCAAGCAGCAGAUCAACUUCAUCAUCAUCGCUUUCAUGAGAGAUGAAACGUAACUGGGUUGUUCUGCUCGUUGGAAAGGGGAGGGCCUUAGCCCUUUUUUGAGAAUUGUGUGUUCCGAUUGGUUCAGGCUGGGGUCGACAAUUUUUAUACUUUACGAGUCGGGGGAGGGGAGGGAGGGUGCAGCAACACAUCAAUGUUUGUAUUUAAAUGGAAGGAAAUGGUUAGAGGUGAAAAGGGGGAGGAGUCAGAGAGAUGAGGGCAUUUUUGUUUGGUCACUCAUUAGUUGUAACGUCCAACUCCGUCAUUAGAUCGACCUUUUUUUUUUUUUGUUCCCGUUUGUUUUUUGUCAGACUACUGCUCCCCUUUUGCCCCCCUCUGGACGAUUGCUAGAAUCUUCCGUGUGAAUGUCAACUGUUAAUAAUGUGUGUAUCUUUACAUCCUGACUUCUGCUUUCAAUAUUUCUCCUCACGCUACCAACAUUUAUUGGCCAUUAGCUUACCAAAAGCCUUAAUUCAAAUGAUUCCAUAACAAUUUGCUCAGCAGAGAGAUCCACCCCUUAAUUAGUGAACCAUGUCCGUACUUUCACUUUCUUGUACUUUCAUUUUCCUUGUUAGCAUAACGAUUUGAGAUGUAACGUGCUUGGACCCGCCCAUCAGUUUCAUUGACAAGACCAAAUAAACAUGAAUAGUA
Messenger RNA from Nerophis lumbriciformis (worm pipefish), 2729 nucleotides. RefSeq names its product U2 small nuclear RNA auxiliary factor 2a (gene u2af2a). Gene Ontology annotation, cellular component: nucleus. The record is from RefSeq and is a predicted model, not a curated record. Gene Ontology annotation, molecular function: RNA binding. Gene Ontology annotation, biological process: mRNA processing. Lineage: Eukaryota; Metazoa; Chordata; Actinopteri; Syngnathiformes; Syngnathidae.